AUGGCCACAAUCGACCGCGUACUUUACCUUGGAAACGCGACCCAGCGUCGAUAUACGAGUGCAACCGUGUCAGUGCCUCGUAUCUUUGGAAAGGUAGCCCUUGAGGAACAUGUAGGCACGAGUAUCUGGGCCAAGUAUAAUCUUACCCCACCCGCCAAUGCUGUCGUAGGCGUACUCAACCGUCCGCCUACACUGCCCAAUACACUCGAUACGAUAGCACGCCUUGACGACAUCAACGGACGCCUGUCGUCCAUGAACCACAGCGGCAUAGGCUAUGUCAUCGUCUCGCUCAGUUCCCCUGGCAUCCAAGGCGUACACGACACCGCAUUAGCAAUAAAGUUCUCAACGGACAUCAACGAUGAACUCUACCUCAAAUACGCCAAUGCCUACCCCGACAAGUUUGCCUUCUUUGCUACCGUCCCCAUGCAAGACCCCGUAGCUGCCGCCUCUGAGCUCGAGCGCGCCGUUAGUCUCCUCGGAGCAAAAGGCGCCGCUAUAAACGGAUACACGGAUAUUGGCCCGCCCGGUAACUCGACUACACGCUACCUAGACGACCCCAUCAAUGCCCCCUUCUGGAGCAAAGUCGCUGCCUUGAAUGUGCCCAUAUACCUGCACCCCCGCGCCCCUCCACCAUCCCAACAACUCGUAUACAACUAUCCCAACAACUCCCUUAGCGCCUACCCCGGCCUUGUGACAGGCGGAUUUGCCUAUGGCGCAGAAACUGCAGUCCACGCUUUGCGUCUCAUGCUAUCCGGCCUCUUCGACACACAUCCAAACAUCCAAAUUAUCCUCGGUCAUGCAGCAGAAGGUCUACCUUUUCUGAUACACCGCUCAGAUACGCAACUCGCUGCAGAGGUUCCCGGUACUAAUGGCCCAUAUAAGCGCCCACUGAGGUACUAUCUCCGCAACAACUUCUACGCCACGUUAUCAGGUGUGCGUCGCUUGUCGACGACGCAGUGUACGCUAGCGGAAAUGGGUGAAGAGAGAGUCUUGUUUAGUGUGGAUUACCCGUUUCAGAGUAAUGAGGAUGCGGCGGAUUGGUUCGAUGGGGUUGAGGGGAUGAGCGUGGAGACGAAGAGGAAGGUUGCGAGGGGAAAUGCGAGAAGGUUGUUUAAUUUGACUGUGGACUUGGAUGAGCGGCAGAUUGAUGGGGAUUUCAUGUGAAAUACACGUGAACUACGCAUUGUGAUUCUUCAUCUCGCACCACAUAACUCAUGUCAUUACAUUAAAAAUUACUCGUAAUACAUAUAUCGAAUUCACAUGGAAAACACAC
Molecule: messenger RNA, 1273 nt
Organism: Pyrenophora tritici-repentis Pt-1C-BFP
Lineage: Eukaryota; Fungi; Ascomycota; Dothideomycetes; Pleosporales; Pleosporaceae
Product: metal-dependent hydrolase TIM-barrel protein
Biological process (GO): secondary metabolic process
Cellular component (GO): cytosol; cytoplasm
Molecular function (GO): carboxy-lyase activity; hydrolase activity
Source: RefSeq, a predicted model, not a curated record